Molecule: messenger RNA, 2639 nt
Organism: Zootermopsis nevadensis
Lineage: Eukaryota; Metazoa; Arthropoda; Insecta; Blattodea; Termopsidae
Product: potassium channel subfamily K member 10
Biological process (GO): stabilization of membrane potential; potassium ion transmembrane transport
Cellular component (GO): plasma membrane
Molecular function (GO): potassium ion leak channel activity; outward rectifier potassium channel activity
Source: RefSeq, a predicted model, not a curated record
UAUUUACAAAUCGCGUUUCCAACCUUAUAGAUUAAUGUAAAUUUGUUCUUUUGGGCUUGUCCAUCAUCUGAAUAAUACAGUGUUUCAGUAUAGGGAUAAGGAAAUAGAAACCUGUUAGGCCAUUAUGUUUAAGUUAACGUUUGACCUGAACAGUGAAAUAUGUUGAAAAAACCCAGAAUUAAGAUCUGUGGACAAUGUCAAUCAUUUGUGGGAGAUAACUUGUAAUUGUAUUACUGGCCAACCAACUCAUCAAAAAAGAAGCAAGACCCACUGCAUUCCAAAGUAGUCAACUUGCAUAAAGAAUGUAUAAUUAUUAAUAUGAUACACCUACAGUCCACUGUGUCAGUUUUAGGUAUAAUGAGAGUGCAGCGGAAAAUAUUUUGGUGGCAAUGGGAGAGAGAAAGAGACGAGAACACAAAUCGAUAGAAAAUCGAUAAAAUUCGAAGACACUCCCAAGUUGUCACUUCUAUAGAUUAUAGAAAUGGAAGGCAAUAUAAAUAUAAAAGAAUCUGUUGUGUCAGGAUGGGACAUGAUGAAAAGAACAAGAAAACAACGGCGACAACUGCAAAGAGAAACAGGAUCACAAAUGAUGAAGUUCGAUCUAUUCCUGUAGCUCUCUUCUAAUAAAAGAUCGAUCGAUAAUGUUCGAUCUGUUCCUAGACUCGUUUAAUUGACUGAUAUUCGAUAUUGCAGCGCACGUUCUACAUUCUUUUCGAAAACGUACAAUCUGAAAGUGGGCCUAGUAGAUUAACUUUCAAGCGACUGUCUCAGGAUGCGGUGAGAUUUUUGGCAGUCGUAUGGAUUUCUCCGAAAUAGGCUCACUUUGCUGGAUGCUUAACACAUUUUUAUUUUCACCUUCAGUCACUGAGAUGAGUUUCAAAAUGCUUCGUUUAAUCCAUUUACGUUUAAGAAACGCAACAGGUUUUUCUUGCAGUGUACAUGUUUUAUGUGCAAAUAACGUUCUGAUUCUGCGGGAACCGAGCUAGCAAUUCUGUAUAAAGGUUGAAGACAAUAAACAACUACACACGCAUCCCAGGGUUCCACGGAACAGUUUGAUGAACACUGGUAUAGUGCAAGCUGUAUGGGUGUUAAAGGCAGACGUAAAGUCAAGUUGACGUGAUCUCUCUGUAUAAUGCCCUCUGUCAGUGAAAAUUAAUUCAUCCAGUGAAUCUGUAAGAGUGUGAUGUUGCCAGUUGGUAGCACAAGAGGGCCCGAUGCCAAGUGCGUCCAGAAAUAGUCUUGGAGGGUUCCAUAACUGCGUCAGUGGGCGAACUAUUUCAGUGUUCUGUAAACCAUCGAUUGAAUAAGAUGAGGUCUGUUGGUGGGUCCGGGGUUCGAAGCUCAGUGCGCAGUCGCGGUUCGUCAUCGACAACGGCUAGUGACCCUCGCGAGAGGGUGAAGGAUUGUUGCCGAAAAUUGGUGGCGUUUAUGUGCACUCAAGUUGGAGUCGGUGGCCUCGUGGUUGGUUAUGCCAUUGUCGGAGCAUUUGGUUUCAUGUCGGUUGAGAAGGACUGGAAGAAUCCUCAAAAUGAGAUCGUUGCGAGUCUUCAUUUGAACUGUACUAGUGACAUCUGGACUUUGACUACCAGUGAAUUUGCUUUCAACGAAACUGCUUGGCGCAGUGAGGUUGACAGGGUGUUGAAAGUCUUUCAGGACGGUUUUGCGAAAGCAUAUAAGGAAGGUUAUAACGGCAGAACCAGUGAUGAAUUAUGGACCUUCCCAGCCGCCUUGAUGUUCUGCUUGGCUGUUUUUACCAUGAUCGGCUAUGGGAAUGUCGUGCCAAAAACACCACUGGGGAAAGGUCUCACCGUGCUGUAUGCAGUUUUUGGAAUUCCGUUGUAUGUGUUGUACUUCAUGAAUAUGGGGAAGGUCCUGGCCUCAACAUUCCGUUGGUUGUACAGGCGUUUGUACGAGUGUACUGAGGACGGUGUAGGCGACCGUGAUUCUGAGAGCAGUCUGCCCCCAUUGCCAGCUACCCGUAUCAUUGUCCCCUCCACGGCGUGUCUGUGGGUUAUGGGCGGUUACGUGCUCACGGGAACUAUCAUGUUCGCUGAGUGGGAAGGGUGGGAAUACCUUGACAGCACAUAUUUCUGUGUGACUAGUCUUUGCAAAAUUGGAAUCGGUGACUUUGUUCCUGGAGCAAAUAUACUUGAAGCUCUAAAUAGUGGUAAUCAGACAAAACUGGUCAUCAAUUUUGUGUAUUUGCUCUUAGGAAUGGGCCUUAUUGCAAUGUGUUUCAAUUUGAUGCGUGAAGAAAUACGGGUGAAGGUGCGUGAACUUAAGACAGAGAUGAGGCAGUGGCUGGAAGAUAUUAGAGUCCGUAUAAUAUCCAGCUAUCAGCGUAAGCGCGGCUAUUGACUUUGACAGAUGUAAAUUUGUGUGUGUAAAGUUAAACAUUUUUACCCAAUAUUUUUGUGCAUACUGUUGGUUUCAUGGGAGAAGGGUCUUUUACCCUACCUGUUUAUGAGCAGUUGAGGUCUAAGCUGUUUAUAUGUGUGUGUAAAUUUCCCAUCUGUCAAUUCAAGGACCACUGACACCAUUUUUUGAGAGAAGGCAGUUGCAUUUUAUUACCCUUGUAAUAAUAGUGUACAUAAAUUUAUUAAUCUUUUUGUCAAAUAAAUACUUUUUGUACCUAAUGA